Molecule: messenger RNA, 729 nt
Organism: Lasiodiplodia theobromae
Lineage: Eukaryota; Fungi; Ascomycota; Dothideomycetes; Botryosphaeriales; Botryosphaeriaceae
Exons: 1
Coding region: 1-729 (242 amino acids)
Biological process (GO): N-terminal protein amino acid methylation
Cellular component (GO): cytoplasm
Molecular function (GO): N-terminal protein N-methyltransferase activity
Source: RefSeq, a predicted model, not a curated record
AUGACCGAGCACUCGCCAACCGCUCCGGACCAGGCCAUCAACCAUGCCGCAUCCAUCGACUACUGGAACUCGGUCGAGUCCACCGUCAAUGGCAUGCUCGGCGGCUUCCCCCAGGUCUCGCGCAUAGACCUGCAAGGCUCGUCCAUCUUCUACAACAAGCUGCGUCGCGUCGCCGGGCUCAAGGCCGGCGAGCUUCUCCCGCACGCCGUCGACUGUGGCGCCGGCAUCGGCCGCAUCACCUUUGGCUUCCUCUUGAAGAUUGCCGAGUCCGUCGACAUCGUUGAGCCCGUGCAGAAGUUCACCGACCAGCUGAAGGAGACCGAGGGCUGCAAGGAACUCAUCGCCGCCGGCCGCAUCGGCUCCAUCGCCAACGUCGGCCUGGAGAACUGGACCUUGGAUGCCCCGUACAAGUACAACCUGAUCUGGAACCAGUGGUGCGUCGGCCACCUCACAGACGCCCAGCUGGUCGAGUACUUCAAGCGUUGCCAGGAACACCUCGCCGAGGGAGGCUCCAUUGUCGUCAAGGAAAACCUGAGCACUGACCUCAAUGGCGAGGACAUCUUCGACGACGAGGACAGCAGCGUGACCAGGACGGAUGAGAAGUUCCGGAAGAUUUUCGAAUUGGCUGGCCUGGACAUCUUCCUUACCGAGGUCCAACGGGGUUUUCCGAAGGGCUUGUUUCCCGUCAGGAUGUACGCUCUGCGCCCAAAAAAGCAGCCUGUUGAUUGA